CCCGGUACCUAGUGUUUUUUACAAUGCCAGAAGCACCUACGAACUCAUUCGAGGAAGCCUAUGACAUCCGUGAUAAGAAUUUGAAGGCAUUGCGAUUCAUUGAAGAUGUUACAAGUAAUGCCGAUGAAGUCCAAAAGGGGGUUCUCCUCAAUAUACUGUCUCGUAACGCCAAUGUUGAGUACUUGAAGCAACAAGGCCUCAAUAGUGAUGUUAUAGAUGUAGACACUUUCAAGAAGCUGAUUCCUGUCGUCACAUAUGAAGAUCUAAAGCCCUAUAUUGAUCGAAUCGCCAACGGGGAUACAUCACCAAUUCUAUGUUCCCAACCAGUUUCAGAAUUCCUUACCAGUUCUGGAACAUCAGGAGGGGAGAGGAAAUUGAUGCCAACGAUCGAAGAAGAUCUCGGUAGGAGAUCGUUGCUUUAUAGCCUUCUGAUGCCUGUGAUAAAUCAAUUUGUUCCGGGUUUGGACAAAGGAAAAGGGAUGUACUUUUUGUUCGUAAAAUCAGAAGCUAAGACUCCAGGAGGACUAGUGGCACGUCCAGUGCUUACUAGCUAUUACAACAGUAAACAAUUCAAGGAAAGGCCUUUUGAUCCAUAUAAAAACUAUACAAGCCCAAAUGAAACCAUUCUCUGCCUUGACUCUUACCAGAGCAUGUACUCUCAAAUGCUCUGUGGCCUCUUCCAAAACACUCAGGUUCUUCAGGUCGGGGCAGUUUUUGCGUCCGCGUUUAUUCGAGCAAUCCGGUUUCUUGAAAAACACUGGCAAAUUCUCUGCCAUGACAUUAGAAAUGGAACAUUAGACACAAAAAUCACUGACCCAAAAGUGAGAGAAGCUGUCCUGAAAAUUGUCAAACCGAACCCAACACUUGCUGAUUUUAUUGAGACAGAGUGUAGGAAACAGUGCUGGAAAGGAAUCAUUACAAGGUUAUGGCCCAACACAAAGUAUAUUGAUGUUGUGGUUACGGGUACAAUGGCACAGUACAUUCCCACACUUGACUAUUAUAGUAACAGUCUCCCACUUGUUUGCACCAUGUAUGCUUCUUCAGAGUGCUAUUUUGGCAUCAAUUUGAACCCUCUCUGCAAGCCAAGUGAAGUCUCCUACACCCUCAUCCCUUCCAUGUGCUAUUACGAGUUUUUACCGGUGAAUCGGACUGAUCAAUUCGCCAAUUCCAUCACUGAAUUAACACCGGUCAGCAAGGAUAUUCUGGUUCAAGAGUUGGUUGAUCUCGUUGAUGUUAAAAUCGGACAAGAAUAUGAACUUGUUGUCACAACUCAUUCUGGUCUUUACCGUUAUCGAGUUGGGGACAUACUUCGAGUGGCCGGAUUCAAGAACAAGGCUCCACAAUUCAAUUUCAUUUGCAGGAAGAAUGUUGUGCUCAGCAUUGAUUCGGACAAAACCGACGAAGUUGAGCUACAAAAUGCAGUGGAAAAUGCUGCAAACAAUCUGAUACAAUUUGAUGCAACUCUUAUAGAGUACACAAGCCAUGCAGACACAUCUACAAUUCCUGGUCACUAUGUUCUCUAUUGGGAAAUUAACUUAAAUGGGACAAUCACCAUACCACCUUCAGUGUUUGAGGAUUGUUGCCUUGCCAUUGAAGAAUCACUGAACAGCGUUUAUCGCCAAGGCCGAGUCUCGGACAAAUCAAUUGGACCUCUUGAGAUAAAGAUAGUGGAAAGUGGAACAUUUGACAAGCUUAUGGACUAUGCUCUGAGCCAGGGUGCAUCAAUUAACCAGUACAAGGCACCAAGGUGUGUGAAAUAUGCCCCCAUUGUUGAGCUUCUGAAUGCAAGGGUUGUUGAGAGUUAUUUCAGCCCAAAAUGUCCGAAAUGGGUUCCUGAUCGUAAGAACUGGUCUAAUGACAACUGAAGAAAUCAAGAACCAGGAAAUUUCUAUAUAUUCUGCUGUUUUUAAGUGAAGUAGUCAAGGGCUGUGUCCAACAAAUAAUGACUGGCUGUACUAACUAGACAGUAACUUAUUUUAGUUUUGGUGCUUUUCUUUCGUGAUUUCGUACUUGUUGCUACUCGUGUGUUUUCUUGCUUUCAAUAAAGACAAAUUU
Tripterygium wilfordii is the source of this 2055-nucleotide messenger RNA. RefSeq names its product indole-3-acetic acid-amido synthetase GH3.6-like. The record is from RefSeq and is a predicted model, not a curated record. Gene Ontology annotation, cellular component: cytoplasm. The transcript is spliced from 3 exons. The coding region runs from base 24 to 1865 and encodes 613 amino acids. Gene Ontology annotation, molecular function: indole-3-acetic acid amido synthetase activity. NCBI's taxonomy places the organism in Eukaryota, Viridiplantae, Streptophyta, Magnoliopsida, Celastrales, Celastraceae.